AUUAGUGUGGGGUACACUUGGUUGGAAGUCGCGUGGGUAUGGUGAUAUUAGCGUGGAAACAACUCGACGAAUCUGAUAAAAGAGCUUCAUCCGUUCAUCCUCACUUUCUUUUAUUAUUUCACCAAUCAAUCCCGCCCAUUACCUUCUCUCUUCAUCGAUUUCCUCGCACUAAACCCUAAUUUUCAUAUGCACUUUGGUCUCUUCGAUUAACUUCUCUUUCUUCAUCUCGAUUUUGUCCGCUUCACGAGGCAGGUGUGCUAGAAAUGGCAAAAGGUAGCAGAGUGAGGCGCAGGAUUUCUUCCCGACAAUUCAGGCUGACUCCAUACUCAUUGCUAUCCUCUAAUCGUGGUAUUGCAGAGGAGAUGUGUACACAAAAGUGCUCCAAAGCCUUGGAUAAGAAGGACUGGGAAGAUGCAACAUGUUCUGUGUGCAUGGAGUGCCCGCACAAUGCUGUUCUUCUCCUCUGUUCUUCUCAUGACAAGGGUUGCCGGCCCUACAUGUGUGGAACGAGCUUCCGAUAUUCGAAUUGCCUUGACCAGUACAAGAAAGCCUACACUAAAGUAAUCCCAUCCGAUCAUGGUCAGUCCUUGCCUGGUUCAGUCAAUAAUCCAAUUGUGUUACCUGAUUCUAGCUUACCCUCAGAGAAGUGUGAAAUUAUGGAGCUUGCAUGCCCCCUUUGCAGAGGCCAGGUGAAAGGGUGGACAGUUGUGGAACCUGCUCGAGAAUAUUUAAAUGCAAAGAAGAGAAGUUGUAUGCAGGAUGGAUGUUCUUUUGUUGGAACUUACAAAGAGCUAAGGAAACACAUGAAGGCUGAUCACCCUUCUGUGAGGCCACGUGAAGUGGAUCCCAAUCUUGAACAAAAAUGGAUAAGGCUUGAGCGAGAGCGUGAGCAGGAUGAUGUGGUCAGCACAAUAAGGUCAACAAUGCCAGGUGCAAUGGUUUUUGGAGACUACGUAAUAGAAGGAAAUCAUUAUGGUUUUGACACAGAUGGAGAGGAUGGGAGAUUUGAUGCAGAUACUGCAGAUAGGGAUGGAGGUUUUGAGGUGGGCUUUGAUAGUAAUUUGGUGAAUGUUUUUCUGCUAUUGCAUGCAUUUGGGGCAUCAGGGAAUGACCUUGGUAGACGAGCAAGGCAGAUAGAGAGGAAUUUCCGCCACACAUCAGAUGAGGCUGAUAUUGGAAUCCGCCAUUUGACUCCUAUUGGUGGCUUAGAUUACUCUGAUGAAGAUGAAGAUGAUGGUAACAAUAAUGACCAUGGUGGUCUUUCCCUAGUUAGCCGUGUCCGCCGACACAGCAGAGUUCUGUUGAACCGUUCAGGUAGGAGACGUAGACGUAGAGAAAUCAAUGAGGUUAGAAACAUAUAAAAAAAAUGGACUGAAAACAGAGGGGGAAACAGGAAAAAAUUUCGUAGAUAUAAUAGAUUUAGGAGAAAGAAAAAAUUAGAAAAAGACAAAAGAUAACAAGCAUAAAAGGAAUUUGACUUCACAUUUGGAUGCAUUUUACUUCUUAUUUGCAUUGCACAGUUUGCAUGAUUGAUGGCUGGGAAAAAUGUGGUCAAAAGAGUUCUUGUUUUUCUUUGGCUGUUGUGUAAUUUCAGUUCUAAUUUUUCCUUCGACCUCCUGUAUGAUUAACUAUGAAUAUUCUUGAUUGUGGAAAUUUAUCUUUGUAAAACCAUGUAAUUUCUUUA
Pistacia vera is the source of this 1684-nucleotide messenger RNA. RefSeq lists its product as uncharacterized. The coding region runs from base 264 to 1361 and encodes 365 amino acids. The transcript is spliced from 3 exons. NCBI's taxonomy places the organism in Eukaryota, Viridiplantae, Streptophyta, Magnoliopsida, Sapindales, Anacardiaceae. The record is from RefSeq and is a predicted model, not a curated record.